AUGGGGGAUAGGAGGGUUCUGCUUGUUGCGUCUCCUGAGGUAGCAGUCUUUGGUUAUGAUGGGGUCGUCUCAUUGGCAAGCGUUCAGGACGCUGUGGAUACUGUUCCGUUGAACAACCAAACGCGCACCGUCAUCAGGAUCGGUCCUGGUGUGCACCAGCAGCAGGUGCGCAUUCCUAGGACCAAGAACUUCAUCACCUUGUGUGGAUCUUCGAUAAAGGACACCGUGAUCUGUUGGGACAACAGGACUACGACUUGCAUCAAACACACUCAGCCAUCAGGAGCGAUUGGCACAGGGACACUGAGCAGUGCAACAGUUAUCGUGGAAGGGGACGAUUUCAUCGCAGAGAAUGUUAUUUUUAAGAACUCAGCUCCCCAGUCUGGACAAGCAGCAGCAGUCCGUGUGACGGCUGACAGGUGUGCCUUUUACGACUGCAGAUUCCUCGGGUGGCAGGAAACCUUACAUUUGCAUGGUGGAAAGCAGCUCCUGAAGAACUGUUACGUUGAAGGUAGUUAUGACUUCAUCUUUGGAGAUUCCGCUGCCCUUCUGGAGCAUUGCCAUAUCCACUGCAAAUCAGCGGGGUAUAUUACUGCUCAUGGCCGGAAAUCAUCUUCAGAACCAACUGGAUUCGUGUUCUUCAAGUGUGUUAUUACUGGCAAUGGAGAAGCUGCCUACAUGUACCUAGGCCGGCCCUGGGAGCCCUUCGGGAGGGUUGUUUUUGCAGAAACUUUCAUGGAUCGCUGCAUAGAGCCUGCUGGGUGGCAUAAUUGGGACAAGCCUGACAAUGAGCAAACCGCCUGCUUCUACGAGUACAGGUGCUCCGGUCCAGGAUCAAGCUCAUCAGGACGGGAACGUUGGUGCAAAGAACUGUUCGGUGAUGAAGCUAUGCCGUUCCUUGCACAGACUUUCAUUGAUCCAGAUAUCGAGAAUCCAUGGUUGGUCCACAGGUUGGGAACUCCAGUCCCAGUUUCAGCGUCUUCACUUGAGUGAAUUUUUGUAGAUGAAUAAAUUAUAAUGGGGAUUGUAACGAGAGGUGAGCAGUAGGUACUGCGAUCAUGUCUAGAGUACG
This is a messenger RNA of Zea mays, 1069 nucleotides long. RefSeq names its product pectinesterase 31. The transcript is spliced from 6 exons. NCBI's taxonomy places the organism in Eukaryota, Viridiplantae, Streptophyta, Magnoliopsida, Poales, Poaceae. Gene Ontology annotation, molecular function: pectinesterase activity. Bases 1 to 990 code for a protein of 329 amino acids. The record is from RefSeq and is a predicted model, not a curated record. Gene Ontology annotation, biological process: pectin catabolic process; cell wall modification.